Messenger RNA from Abrus precatorius (Indian licorice), 1790 nucleotides. Its product is annotated as OTU domain-containing protein At3g57810-like. The record is from RefSeq and is a predicted model, not a curated record. Gene Ontology annotation, molecular function: cysteine-type deubiquitinase activity. NCBI's taxonomy places the organism in Eukaryota, Viridiplantae, Streptophyta, Magnoliopsida, Fabales, Fabaceae. Gene Ontology annotation, cellular component: cytosol; nucleus. The transcript has 8 exons. Gene Ontology annotation, biological process: protein deubiquitination; endoplasmic reticulum unfolded protein response. Bases 448 to 1467 code for a protein of 339 amino acids.
GAAGGAACUCGAACUUGCACUCACGUUUCUGAACUGAAACAUUAUUUGAAUCUACCUACGGAUCUUUUCUUGCUUUCCCCAUUUACAUUCCAAAUAUUAUUAUUCUUUUCUUCAAUUCCUGAGUAUAGCAUACCUUUUCUCUUAACACUAUUCUUUAGUGCCCCAAACCUCAUUUACCCAUUCUUCACGUUCCUCUCUCUUCCACAGAUUGCAUAAAUGAUAAAUCCAUUGUCAAAAGGAUGGCAAAAUUACCAUUGUAAGAUGCAUUCAAAGAAACUCUAUCAUGGGGGUUAGGCAAGCAAUGCCCUUCUGUUCAUGGUGUCAGAAACAUCUUAAAUUUUAAACAUUUGAGCAUUCCAGAUAUCCAGAUUGGUCCUUAUUUUCUUUUGAAACCUCAACGUUCCUAAUGCCAUAACACCCAAUAACAUAGUACAAUGCAAUGUAAACAUGAGUGUUUGUGUUCCUAUCAGUCAAUCUUCUAUAAAUGUUGUUGUCCUGAGAGGUCGUAGUCAGCUGCUGAUGAGCAGCAACAACUGUGGUCUUUGGUCCCGAGGAAUAUCCACUUCAUUUUCUUCUGGUUUGUAUUCUGGGAAGUCAGAGAUAAAUCAUGUUGGUCUCUCUAUUUGCACCAAACUGUCUUCUUCCACUACAAUGGGCCAAACAAUCAAAGGAGGUUUCCUUGGAUCAUGCUGCUCCAAGCAAAGGGGAAAUACUCGAUUCUUUAGUUCUCUAGUACCUCGAAAGAGGUAUCAUGAAAUUUCAUUGGCAUGCCAAAAUUUGAAUUUGAGGCUUUUGGUACCUAAACAAAAAUUGCUUUACAAAGUUAAGUGUAAUUUGGGACCAAUAAGUUGGCCACGAGGGUGUGCAUCUGUUGGCUUGCUAUUCGGAUUACUUGUGUGUAAUUUAAGUUCUGAACCUGCUCAUGCUGAGGCAAAUUCUGAAAAUGAGAAUCCAAAAGAUGACUCCAACGAGUAUCAGUGUAAUGUUAAAUUCUCUCAUGGGAAGAAAGUUUAUACUGACUAUUCUGUAAUUGGAAUACCAGGAGAUGGAAGAUGCUUGUUCCGUUCUGUUGCUCAUGGGGCCUGUUUGAGGUCUGGAAAAACCCCUCCUAGUGAAAGAAUUCAGAGAGAGCUGGCAGAUGAUUUAAGGGCCAAAGUUGCUGAUGAGUUUAUCAAAAGAAGGGAAGAGACUGAAUGGUUCAUAGAAGGUGAUUUUGAUACAUAUAUUUCACAAAUAAGGAAGCCUCAUGUGUGGGGAGGUGAACCCGAGUUGUUCAUUGCUUCACAUGUUUUGCAGGUGCCUAUCACUGUAUACAUGUAUGAUCAGGAUGCCGGUGGCUUGAUACCAAUUGCGGAAUAUGGCCAAGAAUACGGCAAGGAAAACCCAGUUAGAGUUCUCUACCAUGGGUUUGGUCACUAUGAUGCAUUAGAGAUUCCUAAAAAGAAGGGUCUUAAGCCACGACUGUAGCAUCUCAUAUUUAAAAUUUGGAAGAGAUUAAAACCUAUAUUGAUUUCCUUUAGUAACAUCUGUAAUCUCAUCUAUAGGUCCAGUUGCAGGUGCCCAAAUUGCAACUUUAUGUCUUUCAGGUCUAGGAGAAAAUAUGGUCUAAUUUCAAGGCCCCAUGAACAAUUAUUCUCACUUUAUUUCUGUGCCAUGCACAUGGCUCUUUAUGUUGUAUUUUUUAUUGGUCUGAAGAAUAAAGAGAGCCUUUAACUUCUGGUGGACCUUAAGGUUCAAACUAUCCACGAACUCCUGUAAGCCUUUUCCAUGAAAGGUAGAAAUAGUGGUCU